This is a messenger RNA of Fonsecaea multimorphosa CBS 102226, 1098 nucleotides long. RefSeq lists its product as uncharacterized. The record is from RefSeq and is a predicted model, not a curated record. Gene Ontology annotation, molecular function: DNA-binding transcription factor activity, RNA polymerase II-specific. The transcript has a single exon. The coding region runs from base 1 to 1098 and encodes 365 amino acids. Lineage: Eukaryota; Fungi; Ascomycota; Eurotiomycetes; Chaetothyriales; Herpotrichiellaceae. Gene Ontology annotation, biological process: regulation of transcription by RNA polymerase II.
AUGCUGGACGAACAGAUGAUUACCGGACUUUGUGCGAGCGACAUGUUAACCCUUGGCUCGACCUCGAGUGAAGACUUCAUCGUGCCGGAUGAUGUCCCAUUGCUUUGCACUUCAGGCCUUAAGUCGGACCCGAAUAUAGUAUCUCAUCUCAACACACCUCCUCGGCUCCGCUCACUUGCUACCUGCGACCCGUCUUUCCAAUCGCAAUCGGAACUGGAGUUGUUUCAGCAUUUUAUGACCUCAACAUCUAAAACAAUGCCGUUAAGCGAUGACCCAGAUAUUUGCCAGUUAUGGACGGUCAAAGUCCCACAAAUGGCGUUACGCUGCUCCUUUCUGCUCGAAUCAGUUGCUAUGGUCGCAGCCUUCCACCUGAGGUCUCAGAACCCAGCUGACGAAAGUCUGGUUGUUCAAUCACACCAUUUCUAUGGCCUCGCGCUGAGGAGUACUCGAGAUGAAUUGAGCCGGAUCUCUCCAAGUAACGCAGAACAGCUUGUGAUAUCGUCACUCCUUCUGAGCAUUGCCUCCUGGCGGUUUCGGACAACCUCAACGGAGGCCUACACCGUGCCGAACGAGGCACUCCAGACCUCGAUUGCUGCUGUGCAGGUCUAUCUAAGCACCUGGUCGUGGCUUGAUAGUAUCAACUCGAGUGUGCACAGGCUCUUCAGCUCCCUGGACAUUACUGGGAAGUGGAGUGAAGUCCACAAUAAGCGGCGUUACAGCGACGUUGUCGCCAUGCUUGACGGAUUAGAAGAUACCAGCUCCGAAGGCAACAACGGAGAAGAGUUCAUUCGUCACCUUAUGGUGGUCCAUUCUUGCCUUUAUCAAGCAGAGUCCAAGGACGCGAUCCGGCACCGAGUGGUCCAGGCGGCGUUCAACCCUCCCCAGUCCUUGACCCAAGGUCUUCAAGAGAAGGAUCCUCGAGCGCUAGCUGUCUGGGCGCGCAUCAUGUCUCUUUGGACGGAGAUCGAAGAGACAUGGUGGACUGCCGAUAUCGCAGAAUAUGAGAUGAGCGGUGUCCAGCAGAUCUUCGAGGAUUGUGGCUAUGACGAGGAGCUGUUGACUUGGCCACUAGCACGCUUCGCGUGGGACCAAGAAUAA